Molecule: messenger RNA, 2672 nt
Organism: Aphanomyces invadans
Lineage: Eukaryota; Oomycota; Saprolegniomycetes; Saprolegniales; Verrucalvaceae
Product: phosphoglycerate dehydrogenase, variant
Exons: 3
Coding region: 85-1185 (366 amino acids)
Molecular function (GO): NAD binding; oxidoreductase activity, acting on the CH-OH group of donors, NAD or NADP as acceptor
Source: RefSeq, a predicted model, not a curated record
UUGGAGUCCCAAGAUAUAUUUCUUGUGGUGCGAUCAAGAUGCGCGUGGUGGCAUGGCUCAUUUGCGAAACUUCAGGCGAUAUCCAUGGCCAGCUUGCAUCGCAUAAUACACCGACGACCGUCGGCGCUCAAGCUGCUGUCCAAGGUCCCCGUGGCCCGCGCCAUGUUCUCGACGUACCUGGAGCGCCCCACGAGUUUUCCGCUCAAAAAGGUCAAGGUCGUGCUGCUGGAAAACAUCCACCCGCGUGCGAUUGAGAUCUUCGAGAACGAAGGGUACACGAUAGAGACGUACAAGGGUGCAUUGUCUGGUCAGGAGCUCAUCGAUGUGGCUGGAGACGCCAACAUCCUGGGCAUUCGUUCCAAGACACAGCUCGACCGAUCGUUCUUCGACUCGAUCGGGUGGCACAAGCAUCGACUUUGGGCCGUGGGAUGCUUUUGCAUUGGCACGAACCAAGUGGACCUCGCGAGUGCCGCCAAGUUUGGCGUUCCAGUCUUCAACGCACCGUUUUCCAACACACGCAGUGUCGCGGAGAAGACGCUUGGCGAAAUCAUUGCGUUGCAGCGCAAGUUGUUUGAACGAUCGACGGACCUGCAUGCUGGCGUGUGGAAAAAGUCGGCCACUGGCGCCCACGAAGUGCGCGGAACGACCCUUGGGAUCGUUGGGUAUGGGCGCAUUGGGUCGCAGGUGUCGGUGCUCGCAGAGCUCUUGGGGAUGAAGGUCGUGUUUUACGACCCCCUUAAGUGUUUGCCCCUCGGUAACGCCACGCAACUGGACUCGUUGCAAGAGCUCUUGUCUGUGGCCGACGCUGUCACACUCCACGUGCCAGCCACCAACGACACGAGAAACAUGAUCAAUGCCGACACCAUCAAGUUGAUGAAGCCCGGCAGCUUUGUCAUCAACAACGCUCGCGGCACCGUCGUCGACUUGCAAGCCCUCGCCGAGGCCCUCAAGUCUGGCCAUCUCAGCGGGGCAGCAGUGGAUGUGUUCCCGGUGGAGCCCGCAAAGAACGGCGAACCGUUCUCGACGCCGCUUCAAGGCCUGACCAACGUGAUUUUGACGCCGCAUAUUGGUGGGAGCACGGAGGAAGCGCAGGGGAACAUUGCAGUCGAAGUCGCGUCCAAGCUGGUCCGUGCUCGAUUUCGUUGCCGUCUCAUGGGAGAGAUCGCUUGCAACAUGCUGAUGUAGGUGCGAUUCUUGAACGAGGGGACGAGCACGACAGCGACAAACAUCCCUGAAGUCGACCUGGGCCUGAUGUCGUCGGGCAAUAUUCGGAUUUUACACAUGCACCACAACGUUCCUGGCGUCCUGAGCAAGAUUCACUCGGUCUUGAGCGACUACGGCAUCAACGUGAGCGCGCAGUUCCUCCAGUCCAACUCGCAGCACAGCUACAUCAUCCUGGAAGUCGAACCGUUCCACGCCAAGCUGAUCACGCGCGAACUAAAACGGAUCCAAGAAACCAUCUUCCUCCGCGCGUUGCUGUGAGACGAAGAUGGCGCAUCGGGCAUAGAUAUAACCACGGCGUACAACACGAUUCUCGCCUCGCUCCACAACGUGAUGAAUGCUCCAAGCGAUCUCGGAAUCGCGCGGCGUGCAUGUUGUGCCAGUUCUCAGUGCACCAACCUUUCUCGACCUUGAGAGCGCUCUGCCAAGUUGGAGCGUCAUCUACGAACGUAGUGCAUGGCGACAGAGGUAGCAGGAAUGGCAGAGUUCGAUGGGCCAUCACCCGGCUGCAGGGAAGUGUGGGUUAUACAUGGUUUACGCUUUUGUGCAAGUAGAUGACGAGAUCGAGGCAAUGAGUAGGCAUCGCCGAGAACAGGUGCGUCGCAGUGGCUGUGUGUGGCCGAUCGAGGGCUGCCCCGAGACUCAAUCUGCCAAGUACACUGUCUUGGGGCUUGGAGACAAUUUAAGAGGCAAAGGGCUUGCACGAUUGCGACGAUAAAUAAGUUUGGCUGGUCAGGCGGAAGCGCUCAAACAGAACAAGUUCCGUCGGUGCGAGUGCCACCCUUCGAGCGUGAGCUGGAGGCGGCUCUUGUGGCUCACGCUUGUAAACUGGCGAACAAUUGCAUCGUCGUCGAGGCCCAAGAACGUUUCCAACGUUCGGAGGAACCGACAGCAGCUCUGGUUGCUUGCACUGGAUGCGGAGAACGUGCGGGAACUGUCGAAGAUUUCAGGGCGGUAGAUCUGAAGUUUGGCCACCACGGUCGUGACAAAAUGGGCGAGGGCGCGUUUUCGGGCUUGCAGGAGGUCGGGGGAACGUCGCCAUCGAAAGAGCUCUUUUCGAGGAAACGGAAUCGACUGCACGAUAAGAUGCAUGGUCCAGAACGGGCAUGAACCGAGCACACACGUGCACGCCGUUCGACGAGUGCUGUUGGAUACAUUCAGCAGCGUCUUGUAAAGCUGGCGCCAUUCCGAGUACGUUCGGGCGACGGUGUGCGACGGCAACGUGCCUAGAGCUUGGACAAAUGGACCAACUUUCGGCAGGACCAACACGACGUAGACGGGCGAUGUAGACGAAGCGACGUGAACGUCCACGACUUCGGCAUGGAUGUCGCGCAAAAUGCACGCUGUUGAGGAUGAUCCGCCGCACGCAGACGACAUGCACGUCGGAGGAAGGCUGUCGAAUGAGGCUGUCGAGGUCGCGACCGUGGCGGAACAACUGUCGUUGUGCGCUC